GGGCUUCACCUUGAGCGACCCGCGCGAUGGACGGGUGGAGCCGUGCGCGCCCCGCCGGGAUUUCGGGGGCGGGAGCCUGUCCGAGCCGGCCGGCCGCUGGGGGCCGGGGCAGGCGGCGGCGGCCGGGCCUGGGCGCGUGCUCGGUGGCCGCAGGGGGCCCCCCGCGCGCAUGCGCCCCCGCACCGUCCUGCGGGAAGAGCGACCACCCCCCUCCCGGUGCCCGGUGGGAGGCGAGCUGGUUGCAGAAAGCCCUCGGCGGACCCUUGGCAGCACUGGGCAACUCCCAGUGCACAGAGCCACACAGGCUACACCUUGUUUCGUGGACUGUGAGCAAUCAAUGAUGCCCGGAAGCUGACAGACAUAAAUAUUCAGAAAUGUUUUGCCACCUGAGACCUGUGAAAAGGUUAUGUCUCGAGAAGAUCUUUCCAAAUUGGUUUCUCUACUCAAGAGCUUUAUCGGGAGCUGAGGCAGUCAAUGCUUUGAGACCAUUCUAUUUUGCAGUACAUCCAGAUUUCUUUGGACAGCACCCCAAAGAAAGGGAAAUCAAUGAAAAUUCUCUUAAGAGAUUAAGUGUCUACUUAGAAAAUAUCCAGAAACCAGGCAUCAAGUCUCUGAAACCAACUCAGCUCAUGUUUUAUGUCAGAGAAACAGACCAGAAUUCAUCGGAUGGCCAGGAAUCCUUUGGUGCUUCCGGAUUCCGAGCAGUCAAAUUUACUUUGCACACCAGAGAUCUGCUGAGCACAGUAUUAUAUAUUCUCAACUCCUGUAGCUUAUCUGUUGAACAUAUCCAGAGUUUGAACACCACCUCGCCCUCCCAAGCCCCCAAAGAGGCGAAGCGGGUGUCUGACAGGCCCAUCAAGUGGGACAAGUCUUACUACACUUUCACUGGAUUCAAGGAUCCUGAUGAAGACCUCGAGCAUGUGUCAAGAAUGGAAACCACCCUCACGUCGUGGUUAGAUAACAAUGGCAAAAGUGCCGUUAAAAAGCUGAAGAAUAGUCUGCCACUUAGAAAAGAACUAGACCGUUUAAAGGAUGAACUGUCUCACCAGUUACAACUCACAGACAUCAGGUGGCAGAGGAGCUGGGGCAUUGCCCACCGUUGCAGCCAACUCCACAGCUUGGGCCGCUUAGCACAGCAGAACUCAGAAGCACUCAGGAAUGCCAAAGGAUGUACGAUAAUAUUUACAGACCGUUCCGGCAUGAGUGCGGUGGGCCAUGUAAUGCUGGGAACAAUGGAUGUCCAUCAUCACUGGACGAAACUUUUUGAAAGAUUGCCAACUUACUUUGACCUUCAGAGGAGGCUGAUGCUGCUGGAAGACCAGAUCAGUCACCUUCUGGGCGGCAUCCAGGUGGUUUAUAUCGAAGAGCUGCAGCCAGUGUUGACGCUGGAGGAGUAUUACUCUCUCCUGGACGUGUUCUGUAGUCGGCUCUUGAAGAGCCGAGUCACUUCUCAUCCCCAAAGUCUGCGUGGCUUACAAAUGAUCCUUAACAGCGACAGAUAUGCUCCCAGCCUGCAUGAACUUGGGCAUUUCAACAUCCCAACCCUCUGUGACCCGGCAAACCUCCAGUGGUUUAUUCUCACCAAAGCCAAACAGGCAAGAGAGAACUUGAAAAGAAAAGAAGAGUUAAAGAUUAUGGAAAAGGAAUUGAUGCAGGCUUCCACAAAGAAAUUUUCUCUGGAAAAGUUCUAUAAGGAGCCCAGCGUCUCUAGCAAACAAAUGGUGGACUGUUGCAAGAGACUUCUAGAACAGUCACUGCCUUACCUACAAGGGAUGCACCUCUGCGUGUCGCAUUUCUACUCGGUGAUGCAGGACGGAGACCUCUGUAUCCCCUGGAAUUGGAAGAACGGAGAAGCCAUGAAGUAACCCAGAAAUCGGUAUUAUUGUUUAACCAGAUAAGGAACGGUUAAGCUUAUUUAAGUCCAGGAUUUGCGAUAACAGUAUUAUUUUACAUGUUUCAAGAACAGUUUGUAACUGCUGCUUUGAUGUUAACAAUUUUUUUUAAUUAAUUUCUGCUAUGAAAGUGGUUUUAAAAGGGUGCGCUCCCGAUUGGAACACUGGAUUGGCAAGACUAGGUAAAUCAGAUGUUAGCGUGAAUGAGAGGUUCUCCAGAGCUGAGUUGUCUAUUUUUAUAGAGUGAGUGACAGCCACUAAACAGGUCUCAGCCCGUAUACCUCAGAGGCCACGGGACUCAUCUCCACAGCUGACAUGCAAGGCCACACACAGCUUUCCCACUGCAUCUGGUGUAUCUGGACACGUGAGUAUUUUGCAGCCAGGCAGGACAGAUUUAAUGUUCCUAACAGAUGGCUGGUGACUAGCAACAUUUAGGUGACCAAAUUUUGCCUAAAGGAAAGGCUAUCUAAGGAACAUAGGGAUCGAUUGAGUAUCUGGUCUGGACAUUAUCACUGGCAGUCCGAGUCCAGUUGUUCAACCUCUCCAGUAACAGAGAAUGUAGUCUUACACCCCGAAGUUUUCCCACUCGUAAAGAUAGCCUGUUGGUAGCAGGAAGCCAAGAGAGUUUUUGAACUGAAAUCCAAACAGGACUUUGAAGUCGUUUGAUGGGGUCAUUCAUUCAUCCAAGGGUCUUGGCAAACAGGGCCCCCUGGCCGUGUCCGCACUCGUGCGAUCUCUGGCUCAUCUCAGACCUUGUCCUGCCACAGGGACUGGCCAGCGCCUCAGCACGACCCCUGCUCCAGAGCUGUGGGCGCCCCCAUGGCCACAGCACAGACCCCCGGACACAGGCCUGUCUCCCCCAGACAGAGCCUUCGGGUGAUAGUCUACACUGGACCAAACCGCGUCUGCCCCUUCUCAGGAGGGAAAGAGAAUACCAGGUUGAGACACUGUUUUUUGACGCUGCAGAAGAUGAGAAAGGAGAUUUUCCCACAGCUCGUUCGACGGGAAAAGAGAUGUUAAAAACGUUUCUUGAAGUAUGUUUUAAGUUGAUCUAAAACACUGAUUCUUUAAAAUUUCCAAACGUGUUCAAAAGUAUUAAUUUCUAAGUCUCCUUUACGAAUUUCAUCCCUUUUAAUGUCUACCUAACAACUGUACUGAAAGCAUUUUUUUAAAUGUAGCAAAUGGUGUUGUCUAUAAAGAUUUUUCCAGAGCCAAAUGAUGGGUUUAAGCAAUUCCAUAAAGGCCAUAUAAGAAAAUAUACUUGGAAAAUAAGAUUGGAUUAUGCCAUUUCUUGUAUCUACUAAUGUGGAAUUCUUAGUAGUAUUUUUUGAAGUGAACUUUGUCUCAGAGCUAUUUGUUAUGUAAUAAAUAAUAUAA
Messenger RNA from Sorex araneus (European shrew), 3269 nucleotides. RefSeq names its product T cell activation inhibitor, mitochondrial (gene TCAIM). The transcript is spliced from 12 exons. The coding region runs from base 375 to 1865 and encodes 496 amino acids. The record is from RefSeq and is a predicted model, not a curated record. Lineage: Eukaryota; Metazoa; Chordata; Mammalia; Eulipotyphla; Soricidae. Gene Ontology annotation, cellular component: mitochondrion.